Mizuhopecten yessoensis (Yesso scallop) is the source of this 2239-nucleotide messenger RNA. RefSeq names its product glycine receptor subunit alpha-4-like. Lineage: Eukaryota; Metazoa; Mollusca; Bivalvia; Pectinida; Pectinidae. Gene Ontology annotation, biological process: chemical synaptic transmission; chloride transmembrane transport; nervous system process. Gene Ontology annotation, molecular function: extracellular ligand-gated monoatomic ion channel activity; transmembrane signaling receptor activity; chloride channel activity. The record is from RefSeq and is a predicted model, not a curated record. Gene Ontology annotation, cellular component: synapse; neuron projection; membrane. Bases 148 to 1380 code for a protein of 410 amino acids. The transcript has 8 exons.
ACUCAAACACAAAGUGUGAAACAAACGUGGGGCAUAUUACAAGGCGACUCAAAAACAAGUUGUGAAACAAACGUGGGGCAUAUCACAAGGCGACUCAAAAACAAGUUGUGUAUACCAGUGUAUAUCGUGUGGCAGAGUGGAAGAAGUAUGUAUGGACUCAGGAACAUUUCGAUAGUUUUCAUUGUGUUAACAACGUUGCCAUAUUUUCUACAUUGUCAACAUGUCCUAAACAGCUACAACAAAACAAGACAAGAAGUCCUAAAGGCGCUCUUGAACGAAAGUAGAUAUGACUCCAAACUAUCUCCUGAGUUUGAGGACGAUAUCCCCACGAAUGUGACCAUUCAGAUUUACAUUAUGAGUAUCAACACACUAACCGAGGUUACCAUGGACUACACGAUGACGAUAUUCCUGCGCCAGAAGUGGGCGGACAAGCGUCUGGCAUACCAGCCAGUCAAGGGUAUGACUAUGUUGGAGCUUAACAGCCGUAUGAUAGAGAAGGUCUGGGUACCAGACACCAUUUUCUCUAACGAGAAGACAGCAAACUUUCACGAGGUGACAGUCCCGAACCGACUGAUGCAACUUUAUCCAAAUGGAACUGUGUUUUACAGUGUGAGGGUAUCGAUGACAUUAUCCUGUGACAUGAAGCUGGUGGCUUAUCCUUUGGACUCCCAGCAUUGCCUCAUCGCCAUCGAAAGUUACAGCUACUCCACGGAGAAUGUGGUAUUCCAGUGGCACCCUAACGAAGCUAUCCGGAUGAUGUCGGAUAGACUCCUCCCUCAAUUCUUCUUCUCUGAUGACGUAACAUUUGAAAGCCACUGUACAAGGACCUACGGUGAAAGUGGAACAUUUUCCUGUCUAGAGGCCAAACUUCAUCUUACCAGGAACAACGGCUAUUAUAUCGCACAGAUCUUCAUCCCAAGCAUCCUCAUCGUCGCGCUGUCUUGGGUCUCGUUCUGGGUGGACGCGGAGGCCACGCCUGCUCGAGUCUCAUUGGGUGUCCUCACAGUUCUCACCAUAACGACGCAGAGUUCCGGUGCACGCUCCGCCCUUCCGCGUGUGUCCUACAUCAAAGCAAUCGACGUAUGGAUGUCUACCUGUCUAAUAUUCGUAUUUGCCUCCCUCCUCGAAUAUGCAUGCGUUAACGUUCUGACACGUAAACGUCGCUCCAGAAUGAUGUCUGCUCUCCAGCUUGAACCAGAUGGCAUGUUGGUGACUAAGAGUCUUCCUGCAACGAACAUCCGGAAGUCGGGUAUGGUGGUAUUCGGCCAUUCUAAAAAAGCAAAGAUGGUAGAUAAAAUAUCACGAGUUACCUUCCCUGCCACGUUCGUAAUAUUCAAUGUGGGAUUUUGGACCUAUUUCAAACUUCACAAUCCAGGCUAAGACGUAAGCAAGGACAACUAACGAUUUACCUUUUUUUAUUAUGAUAUACCUGCGUCAACCAUUGUGCGGUUGAUAAGUUUGGUAUCGCUGCAUAACUGUGUGUACUUUGGGAAAGAGAGCUGAUAAGUUGUUACGGCCUGCCCAGCUCCAUUAGACUUUAAACAAUAGAACAUGAUUUGACUGCAUUUAACUCGCCUUAAAUUCAAGCAAUCCAUAAGAUUUUUGGCUUGGCAGAUAGCUAUAUGCAAGCACAACUAUGGACGUAUUAUGACGGGCCAACUGGAAUUGAUGCGGAAAGAAACUAAACGUGAAACCUUGUUUAUCAACUUAACUUAAACAAUUGUUAACUUUAUGCCUUGACCUUUUGUAAAUGUAGUAGAUUGUUUACGAAAUAUAUCCAUCGGAACGGUAUCACCUUCCAGACCACGAGAACUCUUGUUUCUCCAAAGAGUAAUACCAACUUCGCGCGUCUACGCCAAUAAGAGUACUUAGUGGAAGUUGAUGAAACAUGUAUUGCAAUUGUUUUAAAAGAAAUAAAGUGGUAAAAUGGUUCAACGUACAAUUACUUACAAAGUCUAUGCAUGUUUUGGAAUUUCAUUAUUGUAUGUAAACAUCAUUUAAAUAUGAUAACAUUGAUUGUAUAUAUUUUAAGCAUAGUAGAUAUUUGAUUCAUUAUUUCCCUCGUUGGUUUUGAUAACACAUUUGGUAAUUCGAGUGAGUGAGAUGUUUACCUGUAUCCAUUACUUGUAUAUAGUUGUCUUUCUUACUUAUAUAAAUGAGCAUAUAUGAUUGUUUUGUCCUUUACCUUUUAUUAAAGUAACAAUCAUCAGUGUCAAAAACCUGAUAUGUAAUACAAAAU